GUCAAAAUUUGAUUCACGAAUGUACCACUGAUAUAAUGUUAGCUUUUGUGCACUAGCAUUUGAGAACUGACAUUUUUGCUGGUAAGUCACAAAAUGGACAGCGUAGGCCUUGUUCAAGGAGUGAGUAUAGCGAAUUCAUCAGAUACUACCUGUUUGGGGGAAACUACAAUAUCUUCAUUGUCACCUUACUGCGACAUACCAUCUCCACCGGGUCUCGAUGAAACAUUUUCAUCAUUGUUGACGGCAUGUUCGCCGACUUCAUUAGAUGGUUCUAUAUCAACCCACAGAGACUCCGAGGUGGGUCUAUCUGACACAGAUUCAGGGAUUUCCAUUGAUAUGUUGAUGCCACUUGGGUCUCCUGUCGCCCCUGUCUCAUAUACAGACACUUCGUCUAUAGUAGACUUAUUAGUCUCACCACCCAUCGCAAAACCAACAGCCACUACCUCAAAAGCUGAUGAUGCGAAUUUAAUAAAAUCACUUUUGACAAGGAAACCAAACAAGAUCCAUACAACAGUAAUGGAUAAAAAGGUUCUUGUAAAUAAUUCUGUUAUGAAUUACGAACCUCGAAACAACCUUUCUAAACACCUUUGUUCCUUGCUCAAGAGUAACAGUUCAUCAACAAAGGCAAAUCAACUGACAGAAAGUACAGCUGAAAAAACACCAUUAAUCAAGAAGACUCUGCUGCCACCAUGUAGAGUGUGUGGCGAGAAUGCAUCCGGUUUUCACUAUGGAGUCAACACAUGCGAGGCUUGUAAGGGCUUCUUCAGGCGUAGCUUGCGUCGACCCAUUGGCACUUACCAGUGUGCGGAAGAAGAAAAAUGUGACGUUGAUAGAAAUCGAAGAAAUUCUUGCGCUUAUUGUAGAUUCGAGAAGUGUUUAUCAGCUGGGAUGUCUAAAAGUGCUAUAAAGACCGGACGAUACACACAUGAGAAGAGGGCCCGAGACAUUAUAGAGGUUAGGAGACUCAAGCGUCAAAAUUCCUCAGAAGAUGACUUCACAGUGUCUGAGAAGAAGCUCCAACAGAUGACUGCAACAGAGAAUGAUUUCAACAAAGAUAUGAAUCAUGAAUACGAAGGUGCUAUUCAAAAGAUGAAGAUAGCGACAAUCGAGGGCAGAAAGCUGUAUCUUCAUAACUUGAAAAAAUUUUGGGAAGGACAGAAAACGCACAUGGAUGAUAUAGAACUAAAAAAGCAGUUAUUUGGAGAUAUGCGCACGAUCACCAAAGACGAGUAUAAUGAUAUCUUUGAGAGGACAGGAAUAGACAUAGACGGAAGAAGAGGCUUAGUUUUCACAUACUAUUCAGAUGUAGAGAAACUUAUAAAAUGGUUCGUGAUGUUUGCCAAAUCAGUACCUGGUUUUAAUGAACUUGAAGUGGAAGAUCAAAUGGCCCUUAUCAAAGGAGCUCGUUUCGAAGCAUACUUCUUUCUUGUGUAUCGCUUUAUGAAUCCAGAAAAUCAAUGUUUAUGCGAUCCAAUCAAAGGCAAGAUUGUUCACAUAGACGAGAUUUCUUGUGUUUGGGAACGAGAAUUUUUACUUGCACAAUUUGAUAUGGCGGCAAAAUUUAGCAACAUACAAUUGAGGGAAGAGGAAGACAUUGCUCUACGGGCGCUUGUAUUGUUUUUUCCAGAUCGUUGCGAAAUGACGAACGCUCCUUUGAUUGAAAAGAAGUUCACAUUUCUCGUGGAAGUCCUCCAAUAUUUACUGAAAAAGAACCACCCAAAUGAACCCCAAUUGUUUGCCAAAAUAGUAGGAUAUUUAACAGAGAUGAGGAACCUCACAGAAUGGGAGAUAAAAGUGACAGAUAACAUCAAGAUAGACUGGCCCGAAGCAUUCCCACCAAUGGUGUCCGAGAUUUUAAGUCCAGUAACCUAGACUACCAGACUGACUGUACAAUAUGAGAAUUGUUCCCACAAAUGGUGUUCGAGAUUUAAGUCCAGUAACUUAACCUGUACAAUAUGAACAUUGUUCUCACAAAUGGUGUUCGAGAUAUUAGGUCCAGUAACCCAAACUGUACAAUAUGAACAUUGUUCCCACAAAUGGUGUUCGAGAUUUUAAGUCCAGUAACCUAGACUGUACAAUAUGAGAAUUGUUCACACCAAUUGUGUCCGGGAUUUAACAUCCAGAAACCUAAACUACAAUAUGAGCAUUGUUCCCGCAAAUGGUGUUCGAGAUUUUAAGUCCAGUAACCUGAACUGUACCAGACUGACUGUACAAUAUGAGAAUUUGUUCCCACAAAUGGUGUUCGAGAUUUAAGUCCAGUAAUCUAGACUGUACAAUAUGAGCAUUUUUCUCACCGUUAGAGAAUUUUACUCCUGCCUCCCAAACUGUAUAUAUUAAACUGUAAAAUACGAGAACUGUACAUGUUCUCAAAGGUGUAAGAUAAUUUCACAUCAGUAGAAUAAGUUGUGUACGAGAAUUGUCCUUUCCAAUGGUGUCAGAUAUUUUAGCUUGAUUUUUACCCUGUAAAGAAUACAAUUAUGACUCCCAUUCUGCAUAUGUGGUUGAGAAUACUAGUAAUAAAUAUGAAAAAUGAAAUCGGGUCACUACAAGGAUAGCCAAAGUACAUUGAAACAUUUAUUACUUAUUGUAUCUACAGGGUGUCAAAUAAGUCCCAUCCCCCCUGCUACAGCCAAAACCUUAAUAUAUGGUACCUAGUGUGAUAUACCAUUGGAAAGAUCAUCCAAAGUUAUGUUUACUCACCAAACCUCAAGUAUUUUGG
Owenia fusiformis is the source of this 2719-nucleotide messenger RNA. The record is from the annotation of a GenBank genome assembly. NCBI's taxonomy places the organism in Eukaryota, Metazoa, Annelida, Polychaeta, Sabellida, Oweniidae.